This is a messenger RNA of Colletotrichum orchidophilum, 2541 nucleotides long. RefSeq lists its product as uncharacterized. Gene Ontology annotation, biological process: intra-Golgi vesicle-mediated transport. Bases 1 to 2541 code for a protein of 846 amino acids. Lineage: Eukaryota; Fungi; Ascomycota; Sordariomycetes; Glomerellales; Glomerellaceae. Gene Ontology annotation, cellular component: COG complex; Golgi apparatus. The record is from RefSeq and is a predicted model, not a curated record. The transcript has a single exon.
AUGGCGACCCCCGACCUCUCGACGCUCACCUCCUCCGCCAAAGUCUUUUCCUCAAACUACACCCUGCCGCAGAUCCGCGGCAUCCACAGAUCCCUCCAUGUCGAAAUCGACGAAAAGGCGAGCCGCCUGCGCACGCAGGUCGGCAGCUCGUACCGCGACCUCCUCGGCACCGCCGACACCAUCGUCCAGAUGCGCAGGGAUAACGACGCCGUCCAGAACGUGCUCGGCGGCAUGGGCGGCCGCUGCGGCCGCGGCGUCGUUGGGUCCAAAGUGAGUGGGCUGAGCGGGUUUGAGCGGAGUGCGACGGAGCUGAGCGGCGGCGGGGCCGUCGGCGUGGCGGCGAGGGCUCGGCUGCUCGAGGCGUGCGGGCUCGUCGUCGGACGCGUGCUCCGGGGCUCCGGCGUCGGGAGCCAGGACCUGAGCAGAGGUGAUAGGGUCGUGCUCGCUAGCAAGGUGCUGGUCUUGAGUCGGCUUCUGGUGAAGAGCUUGGAGGCGGAGAAGAGGCUGGACGGCGACGUGGCGCACACGGUCGAGGCCGCGAAGAAGAGUCUGGGCGGGCUGAAGCGGAGGCUGUUGCGAAAUAUCAAGAACCUGCUGGAGCGGACGGGGGAGUCUGUGAAGCAGCAGGACAUACUCAAGGCGUUGUGCGCUUACAGCCUGGCGACCAGCUCCGGUGCGCGCGACGUCGUCGAUCACUUCCUGCGUGUCAGGGGCGCCGCCAUGGCCCUGGCAUUCGACAUCGAAGACAAGGGGCGGCAGAGGAGCACCGCGGAUGUGCUCAAGAGCCUGACGCUGUACACGAAGACGCUGCUGGACGUGCAGGCCCUGGUGCCUUUCAAGCUGUCCGACGCGCUGGCGAAUCUCAAAAAGAGCCCUUUACUGGCGGACGCGACGCUAAAGACGCUCGAGUGCCUGCGCCUCGACGUCUACGAGCGGUGGUGCGGGGAGGAGAUACAGUUCUUCACGCCCUUUGUCCGGCACGACGACCUCGACGGCCCGCAGGCGAGAGACAUGCUCUUCAGCUGGGCGAAGAAGGGCGGCGAUGCCCUUGUCGACGGCCUCAAGACGACGAUGGAGCGGAUGACGGAAUUUAAAGCCAUCACGGAGCUGCGGACGAGUGUGCUGCAGCUGUGGAUCCGCGAGGGCAGCAAGGCGCGGGGGUUCGACCCGUCAGAGAUGCUCGACGAGCUGCGCGGCGCCGUCAACGGGCACAUGCUCCACGUCGUCGAGACCAAGGUCAACAAGCUGCACCUCAUCGGGUCCGAGGUCUCGGCGACGCUGGACUUGUGGCAGGACGGCGUGACGGACGAGGCCGUCGACCUAUGGGACGUGCGGGGCUUCGACGUCGACCUGAUCCACGGCGCGGAUUACUUCCUCCAGGAGCUCGUCGCGCGGCUGCACGGCCGCAACGACGCCGUGUCCAAGGCCGUGAACGGAUUCCAGUCGUGGCGGCACAUCAUCGACGAGGUGGGCGAGGUGGUGGAGCAGCUCAAGAGGCAGCGGUGGGACAACGAUAUUGAUGAGAUUGAGGACGAGGAGACGAUCGAGACGCGGCAGCAGUUGCUGAGCAAAGAAGACCCCAGGAUGCUGCACGAGAAACUCGAUGCAACGCUGGUUAAGGCGUUCAAGGACUUGGACGGGAAGCUCUCGGGUCUCUGGCGGACCAGGGCGGAUGAGCAGAACGGCGGCAAGGUGGCCAUGUACCUCCUCCGCAUCCUGCGCGACGUGCGGGAGGGUCUACCCAAGCUCGACGCCGUCCAGACGUUUGGGUUAGAAGUGGUCCCGUCGCUCCACGAACGGCUCUCCAUCACCGUGGCCGCGCGGCCGUUGGAGACUUUCAGGAACAAGGGACUCACGCAGAAGACCGUUGUCGGGCGACCGCUGUGGGAGGGUAGCCCCGAGCUGCCCACGCAGCCGUCGCCUAGGGUAUUCCAGUUUCUGCGGGACGUCUCGACGGAGAUGGGCGAUGCGGGGAUGGAUCUCUGGAGCGCGGUGGCUGUGGGCGUCAUCAAGCGGCAUCUCAGGGCGCAAUUGGGGGAGUUGUGGCUCGAGGCCUUGGAGGCGCGUCUUGCAGAGGACGUUACCGGGGGUGUCACUGACGCGAAGUCGGAUAAUGUUACUAAGAGUCCUGGAGAUGAGGGCGCUGAUGGAAACGAGGCCGAGGCAUCCGACGCAGGGAAGCAGGAAGACGCUCCCGGCGAGGAGAAGCAAGAAGAUGCACCCACGGAAGAUAAAGGAGAGAACGAGGAGGAAACGUCAAAACAGGAAACAGAGACAGCCGAGCUAGCGGAUAAGGCAAAGGUCGACGACGGCCUCGCCCAGCAGCGCCGCGACCUCCUCAUCCAGUGGCUCUACGACGUCUCUUUUCUCCGCUGCUACCUCGAUGCCCCAACAGAGAAUGGCCGGGGCAGCGACCUCGCGAGCCUGGAGGACAGAAUCUUUAAACACACGGGCUUGGACGGCGACGCGGCGCGCCAGCGGAUUGGCAAGUCGUCACAGGAAUACCACAAGAAGACGAACCUGCUCUUCGGACUUUUGUGA